AUGGGGUGUUUUUGUAUCGCGUUGUGAAUAGCAUUUUUCCCCUUUCUCCUUGAGAUAAAAGGAGAAGAGAAGGGAAAUCGUAAAAGAUUCUUCCAGUUAUUAUGAUGUCCUCUUUGUAACUGCAAACGGGAUACAACAAUACGGAACUUUUGCUUUUGUUGAGAGCUGUUCAAAGCACGGCGGACUUUGGACGCGCCGGUUAACAUUUUUGUCGUCUGCAGUACUGCUCCAAUCUUUGAGCUCAGUUUGGGAAGCUCGAAGAGUUGUUCGAGCAGCGAGUGCGUAAACUUGUACGCACGGGAUCUCGCCCAGUCAGGAAUUUGGCCGUAAAAGGCCUGAAGUAGGAAAAAAGCAGAUUUCGGGGAGAAAGGCGGCGGUUUUUCCCGCAUUUCAUCGUAAGCUCGACCUGAUCUAGUCUCUUUGGAAGUUUUUGGAAUAACACAUUUUGUUUUGAGGGAUCGAAACCAUGGCAAACAACGGCGAGGCUGACGAUAUGGAGUCGAAUGCCGCGAGUCGAAUAGCGGCGAGGAGAAGGGAGCGUGCCGCUGCAUCGGGGUCGGGGGAAGGAGGCGAGGAAGGGGCUGCUGGCGGAGCGAGUGGAGGCAGACCAGAGAGAAAGAAGAGGGAAAAGAAGGGAGGAGCUGGAGGAGGAGGAGCAAAAGGCGGAAAGGGUGGAAGAUUCGGGAAGAAGAGGGAGAAACGUAGAGGAACGGGUAUCGUGGUUUUAGAUGAUGAUGAAGGAGGUGACGGCGGACAGGAAGGUGGACAGGAAGCCAAUGGUGCUAGUCAUAAUGGAAACGAUCAUGCGUGCCAGGAUGAAGGAGAACAAUCAUCAGAUGAUGAGAAUGGAAAUGGUAGCAGUGUAGAUCCAGAAGAAUCAAGUGAAAGGAGAACAGGGAGGAUAGAAGCUGAUGAUAAUGAAGAAGACGAAAGAUCAGCAGAAGAAGUCCAAAGAAUGUUAAAUCGAGAGAAGAGAUCUAACAAGAGGUUACAACGGAAGCUCGAACAGUCGCAGGAAAGGGUUCUUAUUCUAGAGCAAGAAGUCCAGAUACUAACACAAGAUUUGGAAGCUGCAGAGGAUGAAUUGGACCAGGUGAAGGACGAGAAUCGAGCAUUACUAAAAGCAUUGGCCAAGUUAGGCAGUUAGGCCAUGGUAUAUAUGUAUAGCCCCCUCUACUGUUAGGACAGAGAAUAACUGAUAGCAACUCACAGUGGCAGACUGACCACAGCGGGAAAUAAACAGAUGCAACUGUGCAACAUGGAUGAAGAGCAUGAAUCCUCAAGAGUCAGCAAUGGCAUAUGUAUUUACUUUGUAUUGUCUCAUUCAGUUAGGGAUGGUACUUUUGGCAUAUCAGAAGGAAUAUAAUUCCUUAUCCCAGUAAAAACUGUGAUGUUGUCAGGUGUACAUAAAAAAACUACACCAGU
Lytechinus variegatus (green sea urchin) is the source of this 1425-nucleotide messenger RNA. RefSeq names its product oleosin GRP-17-like. The transcript is spliced from 7 exons. NCBI's taxonomy places the organism in Eukaryota, Metazoa, Echinodermata, Echinoidea, Temnopleuroida, Toxopneustidae. Bases 467 to 1147 code for a protein of 226 amino acids. The record is from RefSeq and is a predicted model, not a curated record.